This is a messenger RNA of Brassica rapa (field mustard), 2505 nucleotides long. Its product is annotated as cinnamoyl-CoA reductase 2. Gene Ontology annotation, molecular function: oxidoreductase activity, acting on the CH-OH group of donors, NAD or NADP as acceptor. NCBI's taxonomy places the organism in Eukaryota, Viridiplantae, Streptophyta, Magnoliopsida, Brassicales, Brassicaceae. The record is from RefSeq and is a predicted model, not a curated record.
UGUAUUGAGGGAACCCACUCGGAAAUCCUGUGUUUAGUGACAUUCAACAAUCUUUGGAAGGGACACGGUUUGAAUUAGACACCCAUCUUGUACACCUAAUAAUGAUGUACUACUUACUUUUUAUUGACUACUGAAGAUUUACCAAUCUUUUCCACGAAGAUACGUCAAAUUAGUUAUAUUUUUUUUAACGCUCAUUUGAUACGAGAAAGAUUACAUACACAAUUCGGUUACUGACAAUAUUACAUGAUUUAUGAAGACUUACGCUUAAAUGUAUCAACUGAGUUAUUCUAUGAAGAUCUACGUCUGACCAGAUUUAUUUGCACCAUGUUGAAUAUCACUUAUAAGCUUUUCUUCCGUAGUAUGCAUAAUUGUUUAAUAAACUGCUCUCUCCAUAACUUGAAAUCUGAAUUUUCUAUAAUCUGCAAUAAAUUGCAUAGGGUAUGAUUCGAAUCCUAGGCCUGGACCAAAUUAAUUAGUUAAUAAUGUGAAAUACGGAUGCUCAAUAGAGUCAAAUGUCAAUAUUCUCAACCUCUCUUACCACCACUUGUGGUUUGUAAAACAAGAUAAUGAUAAUUAACCAAUUGAGAAACAAAUUAAAAAUUAAAAAGCAAUGUUCCUAGACUUUUAGGGAAGAUCUUAUACGAUUGCUAACUUCUUAUCAAUGUCUGCCAGAACUCCAUCAUAUAUCUGAAUUAUAAACUUAAUAGGAUUAUUUAGCCAGCUACCAAAAAGAAAAACUUAAUAAUUCUUUGGCAAUUUAAAAAAAAAAACAUAUUUAGCAAUUUCGUAUUUCUAAGUUUUUAAAGCUAACCAAUAAGGAUUUCCAUUUGGCAAAAGAAAAAAGGAGGAAAAAGUCAGCUUCACAACACCUUUAGUUAACGAUUUCGUACGUUUGGUCUUUUUCUAAAUGCAUUUACACUUAUCACCUACAACUUUGAAGUUCGAACUAUUCUACUUCUGUAGUGUUCUUAAAUAUAUUAAAAUAAAGUAUUGAUCCCGGUAAUAUUUCAUUCACCAGACCCACAGGGCUACAAAAAGAAAAUAUUCAAUUUUUUCGGUUUGUUCUUUUACAAAAAUAUACUACUAUCUUAUGAAGACUCACCAACUCUUGACCAUGGUUAGGUGAAACACGGCAAAGUCAUAACCUCAAAACCGUCAUUUGUUUUGAAGUCACUCUAUAAAUAAAUCACAAAGUCUCCCUGUAACGACACAUUAUAACCCAUACCAUUCUCUAACCUUCUUAGCCAUCGAUCUUUUGCUUUAGCAACAGAAAAAAUGCCAGCCGACGGGAAACUCGUCUGCGUCACCGGAGCCGGCGGCUACAUAGCUUCUUGGAUCGUUAAGUUGCUUUUGGAGAGAGGCUACACCGUACGAGGAACCGUACGGAACCCAGCUGAUCCCAAGAACAACCAUCUCAGAGAGCUUCAAGGAGCAAAAGAAAGACUCACUCUUCACAGUGCUGAUCUUCUCGACUAUGAAGCUCUAUGCGCCACGAUCGAUGGAUGUGAUGGCGUUUUCCACACCGCUUCUCCAAUGACCGAUGACCCCGAGACAAUGUUGGAGCCGGCGGUGAACGGAGCCAAGUUCGUGAUCGACGCAGCGGCUAAAGCCAAGGUCAAGCGUGUUGUGUUUACGUCAUCGAUCGGUGCGGUUUACAUGAACCCUAACCGUGACCAUCAAACCAUAGUCGACGAAAAUUGUUGGAGUGAUCUUGAUUUCUGCAAGAACACAAAGAAUUGGUAUUGCUACGGGAAGAUGGUGGCGGAACAAUCAGCAUGGGAGACGGCGAAGGUCAAAGGUGUGGACUUAGUGGUGCUAAAUCCUGUUUUAGUUCUUGGACCACCGCUCCAGUCAGCGGUCAACGCUAGUCUAGUCCAUAUCCUCAAGUACCUCACCGGCUCAGCCAAGACCUACGCUAAUCUGACUCAGGUGUACGUGGACGUCCGUGACGUUGCACUAGGCCAUGUUAUGGUCUACGAAUCACCUUCCGCCUCAGGCCGUUACAUCCUCGCCGAGACGGCGCUUCACCGUGGGGAGGUUGUUGAGAUUCUUGCUAAAUUCUUCCCGGAGUAUCCGCUUCCUACCAAGUGUUCAGACGAGAAGAAUCCGAGGGCAAAGCCUUACAAGUUCACUACUCAAAAGAUAAAAGACUUAGGGUUGGAGUUUAAACCCAUCAAGCAAUCUCUCUACGAAUCUGUCAAGAGCUUGCAAGAGAAAGGGCAUCUUCCUCUUCCUCAAGAUUCGAACCAAAACGUCAUAAUCGAAUCCUAGAACAGGAAACGGCCAUACACUCUGACCAUACACCCACAUAAAAAAGCUUUAUUCUAAAGUAAUACGUUUGAUUCAACAAAGUUAUUUGUUUAAUCCUAAUCACACAUAAAUAUAUAGCUGAUUGCUAUUUUUGUAAUCUAUAAUAUGCAUCACUCAUAGUGUAUGAUAUGAUAACGCAAUAAUUCUAUUAUCCGAUGUUAUUGUAACAUUGUUCAUUAUAUAAACCUACGAGAA